GGACCCCUCGGCACACGAAACCCUAGCCAUGGAUCUCACCGAGAAUGCUCGGCGAUCGCUUCUCCCUAGCUUUCUCUACACCUCCUCAUCUUCCAGAUCGCUCGCCAUUGCGAAGCUCAUGAUCCCUUGCUGUAAGCCGGUGCCGCUGGCGGAGGCUGAUCCGGAGGUUCCGUCUGGAGGUGGAUCGGUGUUGAUCCAGGCUCCCAACGAGCCGCGCAAGAUCGAGAUGUACUCUCCGAUGUUCUAUGCGGCUUGCACCGCCGGUGGGAUAGCGAGCUGCGGCCUCACGCAUAUGGCUGUCACCCCGCUCGAUCUCGUGAAAUGCAACAUGCAGAUUGAUCCGGCGAAGUACAAGAGUAUCUCAUCUGGAUUUGGGAUCUUGCUAAGAGAGCAAGGCUUGAGAGGUUUCUUUAGAGGCUGGGUGCCUACCCUGCUGGGGUAUAGUGCUCAGGGUGCUUGCAAAUUUGGGUUCUACGAGUUCUUUAAGAAGUAUUAUUCUGAUAUAGCUGGCCCUGAAUAUGCUGCCAAAUACAAGACCCUUAUCUACCUCGCGGGGUCUGCUUCUGCUGAAGUGAUUGCUGAUGUGGCUCUUUGUCCCAUGGAGGCUGUGAAGGUCCGUGUUCAGACACAGCCAGGAUUUGCUAGGGGCUUGUCUGAUGGCCUCCCAAAGUUUGUAAAGUCAGAAGGUGCCUUGGGGUUGUACAAAGGGCUGGUUCCACUUUGGGGUCGUCAGAUUCCUUAUACAAUGAUGAAGUUUGCAUCUUUUGAGACUAUCGUUGAGAAGAUAUACAAGCAUGCCAUUCCAACACCAAAGGAUCAAUGCAGUAAACCUCUUCAGCUGGGAGUGAGCUUUGCUGGAGGUUAUAUUGCUGGGGUUUUCUGUGCUAUUGUUUCUCAUCCAGCAGACAACCUUGUUUCUUUCCUCAACAAUGCCAAGGGAGCAACUGUAGGCGAUGCUGUGAAGAAGCUUGGACUGUGGGGCCUGUUCACCCGUGGCCUUCCUCUUCGUAUUGUUAUGAUUGGGACUCUGACUGGCGCGCAAUGGGGAAUUUAUGAUGCCUUCAAAGUUUUUGUUGGCCUGCCUACAACUGGUGGUGUUAGUCCUCCCCCGGAGCCUUUGACUCAAAAGAACUAGGCUUGCUGAGCUUUUCUAAGAUCUUCUACAGAUUCUAAGCAACAAUGAUUUCUGACAUAGAUGCACUACAUUCUGCAAGGAGUGUGAUAUUUUUUUGGUGGAAAUAUUUCUUCCGUUUCAUUUAUGAAUUUUUUGGAAAGGGUGGUUUUGGCCUCAUCCCUCUGAAGAAAAUAUAUGUAUAUCUCUUCAUUUAUGAAAUUUUGGAAGGAAUGGUUUUGGUCUCAUCUCUUCAGAAGUUUAGUUUUAAUUCAGGCAUAGAAAAUGUGUUGUCCACUAGAAAAAGUUUCUAGUGGGAACAAAAUGGUUGCCAGAAUUUAUUAGCGUUUUGUAUCAUUUACAUUUUACACUAUUGUAUCUUGUAUUGCUUUCAUCA
This is a messenger RNA of Dioscorea cayenensis subsp. rotundata (Guinea yam), 1508 nucleotides long. RefSeq names its product mitochondrial phosphate carrier protein 3, mitochondrial-like. The transcript is spliced from 6 exons. Gene Ontology annotation, cellular component: mitochondrial inner membrane. Gene Ontology annotation, molecular function: phosphate transmembrane transporter activity. Lineage: Eukaryota; Viridiplantae; Streptophyta; Magnoliopsida; Dioscoreales; Dioscoreaceae. Gene Ontology annotation, biological process: mitochondrial phosphate ion transmembrane transport. The record is from RefSeq and is a predicted model, not a curated record. Bases 29 to 1135 code for a protein of 368 amino acids.